Molecule: messenger RNA, 1761 nt
Organism: Chelonus insularis
Lineage: Eukaryota; Metazoa; Arthropoda; Insecta; Hymenoptera; Braconidae
Exons: 5
Coding region: 80-1582 (500 amino acids)
Source: RefSeq, a predicted model, not a curated record
GUAAAAAAGAAGCAUUUCGUUACCAGUUGUGUACGAAAAGUAUCUCUAUUUGAAUUGGAAGUUCAAUAAGCGUUGAAAAAUGAAUACUUAUGUAGAAUAUAUAACAGUUAAUGGGAGUAAUGAAAUACGAUCAACACUUAAAAAUAUACAAACAUUGCGAAACCAAAAAAAUUUGGAAAACAAAGAUGUAACUAAGAAUAAGGAAGAAAAAGAAGAAAUUAAAUUCAUAGAACUUACUGAAAUUUUUGCUGGAGAUCUACCUCCAGAUUUUGAGAAUUUAACUGAUGUAGAAAAACAUCAGGUAGUAAAGAAAUUAGUGACGAGAAAUUUUCCAAAUCAGCCUGAAUCUUUGAGUGAAAUAACUGCUGGAACUUUCUUCCCUGGAGAGCAUACUAGAAACCCCGAUAUUAAACCUUCAUGGUAUGAUGAAGAAAAAUUUUUGCGAGGACAAAAAUUCGCCCAGGACAAUUAUGUCGGCUUGUUUUUAUCUGAACUUCUAUCAUUGUUUUUACUAUUCUCUUUUGAAGAUGGUUUGAAGCCGAUUAUCUUCACUCAGAAUACAUCAGAACCCUAUACUUCAUUCAAAAGGUACCUGUCGCUUUCGUCUCGAGUAAGAAAUUGGUAUACCACUUGUCCUUUCACUAAAGGAACCCCAGCAUACAAAGAUAUUCAAGUAGUCAAAAGAAUGCAUGGUUUAGCAAGAAAAAAAUUUGAUAGCUCUACCAAUGAAGAAAUUGACCGAGUUACAUCACUUAAAGAUACCUGGGCACCGACAAGAGAUUUAUUAGUAGAAGAUUUUCGAGAAACAUGUGAAGCACCUUUGCCAGGACAAUGCCCAUACGCCAUGAAUGAAGUUAAAGGUAAAAGACCAAAAGGAUUAAGUCAAGGAGAGAUGGCUAGUACUCAGUGUGCAUUUGUCUGUCUUAUGAUUCUUUAUCCUGAAAAAUUCGGAGUACAUGAUAAGUGUGAAGAAGAUUUAGAGGCAUUUUGCCAUUUAUGGAGAGGACUUGGAUUUUUACUUGGCAUUGAAGACGAAUUUAAUUUCUGUCGAGGAACGUUAGAAGAUGUGAAACUAAGAUCCAGGAAUUUCAUAGACUACUGGGGCAGACCUAACUUCCGUGUGUCAACUCGGGAGUGGGAGCAUAUGUUGCGUUGUGCACAUGAAGGGAAACAUUGGUAUUACCCUAGAAUAUCUUACGAAAUGGAUUUACUGUAUCUCACAGAGAUGCUGGAGUUGAAUAUGCCACGGUUGAAAGCAUUAAUCACACCUUCUGAUUGGAUUACGUAUAACAUGACCAAAUUCAUCAUAAAAUAUCCGUUCCGAGUUCCACAAAUCAAAUCUUUCUUCAAUAAACAUCUAAAUCAAUCUAUUGAUCGUGCAUUAAAAUACGAUCAAAAAGAGCACGAAAAAUUACGUGAAAAAUCUGCUAAGAUUAUUAAAGAAGCAUCAGCUACAGGAGUUGAUAAAAUUAGACACUCCUCAUUAAGUGAUAACAUCGUUGCACAGCUGAAAUUUGUCAAGAUAUUCAUGUCAUUUCUAGUGUUUUCUGUCUUGUGGAGAGCUAUCUCAUUUUUAAUUUAAUUACAGAUAUAAACAGAUACUUUAUUAACCUUUCUCUGACUUUCUGCCUUGUUAAAAAUAAAAUUCGUUAGCAGAUAGCUGAUAUUAUCAAAUAAAUUCUUAAAUGUACAUAAAUAAAUAUAACUCUAUGGAAUUAAUAUAAAUUGGAAUAAAUUAAUGGUCAGUUGUGCUAAAUACAU